AGAGCGGUUUCGGAGAGGAAAGUGCAGUGCUGACCGAGAGCAAGGCGCGGCCAUCCCACUCCCCGCCGACAUCUAGCAAAUGGGUGGAAAGUUGGGCGUGUGCAUCACUCAGAGAGACCAAAAGGAUUCGUUCGACGACGUCCGCUCAGAUCAGCCAAAGCGCGAGACCUCCAGGGCACGAGGGAGGCAGGCCAAGACCAACGGAGUGCCCGCCAAGCGGUGUGUCGAUGCGCCGUCGGACGUAUCCACCAGGCGGCCUUCCACGGCUUCAGAUGAGUCCAAGAAGGACGCCCUCAACCGGGAGAACUUCAUCCUGUCCCACUCUGGCACCCUGACGGACUCGUUUAUCCUUCACAAGAAGGUGGGGAGGGGCACAUAUGGGUCGGUGUGCAAGGCGACGUCGCGGACGACGGGUCAAGUGCGGGCGAUCAAGGCGGUGUCCAAGAGCCACGUCAAGAACCUCGCCAGAUUUAGGACGGAGAUCGAUAUCAUGAAGUCGCUGGUGAGCUGCAUGGGGCGGUGGCGGUCGCGGUGGCGGUGGAUACCGGCAGGCACACAGGGAAAGAGGGGGUGCGUGUGAGGGAGAGACCAUCUGUCUGUCUGGCUGGCUGGCUGGCUGGCUGUCUGCGUCUGUUUACAGGAUCAUCCGAACAUCAUCAAGCUGUACGAGACCUUCGAGGAUGCCCGAAACAUCUACAUCGUCAUGGAGUGAGGCAACACCACACACACGCCCACACAGGCACACACAGGGGCUGGAAGGGGAGGGCGGCUGCGGCAUCCCUUCACGCGUCGGUGUGUCUUGUCUGCUUCGUUUGUCUGUUCGUCCAGGCUGUGUACGGGUGGUGAGUUGUUUGAUCGCAUCAUCGAGCAGGAGAAGUUCACCGAGAGGGACGCGGCGCGGAUCAUGAAGCAGAUCCUCUCGGCGCUCGCCUACUGCCAUGCGAACGGCAUCAUGCACAGGUAGGGUAGGAGGUACACCCCACCCUCUCCCCUCCCUGACCAAGCAGACGUGAACCGUGCAAACCCUUCGACCAAUGUUGACACCCACACAGAGACUUGAAGCCCGAGAAUUUUCUGUUCAUGAGCAAGGAGCCCGACAGCCCUCUGAAGGUCAUCGACUUCGGCCUCUCGUGCAAGUUCGAACACGGACAGGCGCGAGGCACCAAAGCCGGCACGGUAGGUACGGUGGACCACACACAAAGACACACACACACGUCCAUCUCCCUCUGUGUCUAUGGGGUUCUCUCUAUGGUGUGACCUGUGCAGCCGUAUUACGUGGCUCCGCAGGUGCUGUUGGGUCACUACACUGAGGCGGCGGACAUGUGGUCGUGUGGGGUCAUCAUGUACGUGUUGCUGUGCGGGUACCCGCCCUUCUCGGGCGAGACGGACGCCGAGGUGCUGGCCAAGGUGAAGCUGGGCAAGUACUCUUUCCACCCACAGGACUGGCGACACGUCAGCGAUGAGGCCAAAGACAUCAUCAGGAAACUUCUCGCACUCAACCCACGGGUGAGGUGUCUUACACACACUCACACAGAUUCGACACACAUCCAAUCGUGUGUGUUGUGUGUGGUCAGGAUCGGCACACGGCCGCCCAGGCGUUGCAGCACCCGUGGAUAGUGCAGUCGACUGUGAUGGACUCGAGAUACGAAGUCACCCUCACAGAGGGCAUCAUCAACAACCUCAGGGUAACCACAAGUGCACCACAACACACCACCAGGCAUUCUCGCCUCUUUUUUGUCUGUCUGUGCAGCAAUUCCGCGCUCAACAUCGUCUGAAGAAGGCGGCCCUGACGGUGAUAGCCCACCACCUGUCAGAGCAGGACAUCGUGGAGCUCAAGAACAUAUUCAUCGCACUCGACAAGGACAACUCCGGCACUCUCACCUACGACGUAUGUCAGUUAUCCCAGAGACAGACCACCACACACACCGCCACCAUGACAUGUGUGUGUGACAUAUGGCACCUGCCCUGCAGGAGAUCGUUGAGGGCAUGCGGGCAAUGGGUUGGGAGGAGUUUCCUCCCGAUCUCGAGGAGGUCUUCAACGAGGUCGACUCGGACAGAUCUGGGCAAAUCGACUACACUGGUCAGCUCCGCCACUGACGCAAAGGCUGGAUCGACCGACUGACUGACCAGUAGCAAUCCCUGUUUGUGUUGUAUGUUCUCUCUUCAUCGAUGUGUCAGAGUUCAUCGCAGCCACCAUCGACAAGACCAAGUACCUCUCCGAGGACGUCUGCUGGGCGGCCUUCCGUGUCUUUGACCUGGUAACACACCCACGCACACACACACACCCAUCCCCUACGCAUCAUUUUUCUUCCUCGUUCCACCAGGAUGGUGACGGCAAGAUCAGUCCGCUAGAGCUCAAGAAGGCGCUGGGGUCGCCCGACAUGAAGGACGAGAUCGGCGCGACGGUCGACGCCAUCAUCAGGGACGUCGACAAGAAUGGAGACGGAGAGGUACGCUGGCUGGGAGACAACAUACAUACCAAAAACACCACCAUCCAUCGCUCCUCCCUCUCUCUCCCUCUCUGUUGCCAGAUCGAUUUUGAAGAGUUUGUGCAGAUGAUGCGUCGGGCCCCCGAGGUCGACCAGGGCCGGCCACGCAAGCUCCCCUCCACCCAGUCGAGCGGCCUGGCACCCGUCCCACCCGAGAUGAUGACCAUCCAAGGGCACACCGCCACCUCACACACAUCCACAUCGCCGCGGAACAAGAAGCCCUCUGCGCGGUCAGCAGCGGGCGACUCGAACGCGUCAGCCCGAUCGAUAUCGACCGCGCCGAGUCCAGGGGAGAAGGGGGAGAGGGAGAGGGACUGGCAUGGCUGGGAAGCGGGCGUCACCGUCGGGUGAUCAAGGUGGGUGAGAUGGAAUGGGCGGGUUUUUUGCAGCGUGCGCGUGGGUGGGCGGGCGGCGCGGUUGGCUGGAUGAUUGUUCUGUUGUGGUGGGUUGUGUUGGGCUGCUUGUGUUGCUGCGGGUGCCGUGCCGUACAUGCCAUUCCAUAUGUCCUGGCGGGAGUCGAGUCGAGUCGAGCUGAGUUGUUUUGUGAAGGGACUCCUUUAUCUCUCUCUCCCUCUGUCUGUCUCUCUCUCUCUCUGUCUUUCUCUCCGUGUCGUUUUUGGAAAGGAUGUGUGAUGUAUGUAUGUGUGGAGUGAAGCCGAGGGAUCCAUGACUCAGUGAGUGAGUGAGUGAGGGAGGGAGGGAGCGAUGAACGACCGAUUUAUUUGCGUGUGCUGUAGAGGAAGUACGCGUACUGACGAAUGGAUGGAUGGAUGCAUGGGGGGUCUUCUGGUUUAGUGGCUGCCUUGAUUCAUCGACGAGCGGGGCAAGACUGCUGACUGAUCAGCUCCCUACCCCCGCCCCGCCUCUCUCUUUGUAAAGGGCUCCAUCGCAUUUUUCCUGAAUCCGGCGCAUGUCGGUGUCAGUCGGCUCCUGUGCUCUCGUGGCUGCAGUGUGUGCCAUGGCCAUUUCAGCCUCUCUCAUGGGCAGAAGUGGGCAUGGCACGCAGGUCAGCUACCAGAGCAACGUGCGACACACACAUGACUGCCAAGGCCGGCCUCUCGAGCUGGAUGAAUGGGUGUGUGGCACACCGCACCCUGCCUGGCUGGCUGAUCGAUCGCUGGCGUAUUUUUUCACCCCCACACAGACCCCCUGUCUUCCCCCCCCCCGCGGCUCCUCCCCACUCCCACUCCCGUCAUGAUGUGUGUACGGCGCCUUUUUCCUCGUGUGUUGUCUUGUAAGUCUGUCUGCCUGUCUGUCUGUCUGUCAUCCGAGCAUACCUCUUCGUGUGUGCGGUGUGGCUGGCGCCAAUUUAUGUGUGUCUGUCUGUCUGUGCGUGCCAGCGCGUCGGUGUACGGUCUCCUUUAUGGGUGUGUGUGUGCAUGGUGUGUGCAUGUGUGUGUGCACCAUGAUGUGUGUCCGACCUGUGGGUGUAAGACUAUAGGCGGGGGUGACGUGAGUGAGUGAGGCGGUUGGGAGGGGAAGGAGUGGAGGUCGAUGGAUAUGCGUUGAUCUGUGGCGGACGCAUACAUACGCUCACGUACAGACAGGCACGACGGGCCGGUGGGGAGGUGGGUGGAUGGAUGGAUGGAUGGGGGGUUCCCAUGCUAUUCUAUGCAGUGCCUACCUACCUUGUGGAUGAUUUCUGGCUCUCCAACCCAAUACACCCCACCCCGUGUGUGUGUGUGUGUGUGGACGUGCUUUUAUGCACACGUGUGUGGAGUGCUGCUGCGCUCCCUGCCUGCCUGCCUGCCUGCCUGCCUGCCGUCUCCCACCCACCCGACCUGCCCACCAACCCUGCCAGCACCCAAUCUGGUGUGCAGACCUAGUACUCACUGAGUGACAUGACAGCAACUUUAUCCACGUCCACUUUCAUCGACGCAUGGAAGACGCGUUUAUGCCUGUGCCUGUGCGUGUCCGUGUCUGUGUGUAUGUUUAACGUCCUGACUCGACCAACGGCUAAACAGCUGACAAAGAGAGAGACGACAGAGAGCUAACCCCGAAUUUCCACCACGUCUCCACUGGGGCAGUUUACAUCGACCCCGAGGCUCGUCGACACUGUCGUGUCUCAUGGUGGGUGGUGAGAAAGGCAAUAAGUGUGAUUUCUCUUCGCGACUUGAUUGCUUGAUGGGCAAACAAGGCUAGCUCUCACGUGCCCGCCUGCCUCUGCCUGUCACUGAUAUGACAACCAGCCAGCCGUCCGCCCAUGGGUGCACUCAGUGGUGAUGUACAUCACACCGACGGGCGGUAUCGACCAGCACUCCCCUCAAAAACCAGACAGAGACAGACAGAGGGUAGCUAGGCUAGGCAGGCCGGCAGACACACACAGAAAGACAGACACGCUUGCACGCACACAGACGGCGUCCCAUCGAGACAGACAGACACGGCCACACACAGCAAGCUCACUACAUCCACACACACAUGCAGCUCGGGGUGGACACACACAUAGCUGUGGGUUGAUAUCGACAUAUGGCACACACUAUCUACACACAGGCUCUGCACAGGAAUGAAACACCGCGUCCCUCCCCUUUGGUGCCUGCUCGCCUGUGUGUGUGUGUGUGUGUGUGCGUGUGCGUGUGUGUGUGUGUGUGUGACCUAUAGCCGCCCACACUGAUACAAGCAGCCGUCUCACACACCACAUCCACCCAUCGGAAAAAGUAGGCACGGCAGGCCGGCAGGAACAUGAAAAUGCCAUGCCGUGCCGUGCAGUGAGCUGGCGAGUCAGUGAGGGGUAUGCGCACCACACGCCCCUGUGCAGCAGCACUUGACCGACCACAAACCAGCAGACAGAC
Molecule: messenger RNA, 5278 nt
Organism: Vitrella brassicaformis
Lineage: Eukaryota; Vitrellaceae
Source: the annotation of a GenBank genome assembly